Molecule: messenger RNA, 4051 nt
Organism: Salvia miltiorrhiza (redroot sage)
Lineage: Eukaryota; Viridiplantae; Streptophyta; Magnoliopsida; Lamiales; Lamiaceae
Product: phospholipase D gamma 1-like
Exons: 11
Coding region: 481-3834 (1117 amino acids)
Biological process (GO): phospholipid catabolic process
Cellular component (GO): plasma membrane
Molecular function (GO): D-type glycerophospholipase activity
Source: RefSeq, a predicted model, not a curated record
AUUUCAUGGCUGAUCAAGCAACAACCUUCUAGAACUCAAUAGACAAAAUAAAAUCAUUCGAGAAAGAUUUGACUUCGUUUUGGCAGUGGAUUUCGUAUUUCAUACGAUGAAACUUCUUUCAUAACUGGAAAAACCGACACAAAAAUACAGGGAAAAACUACAAAGGGAAACAACGUGUUUCUGUUUGUGCAUAAGCCAAUCAGAUAAUUCCACGUGUUUCUGAAACCCAUUACCUAUGUAACUCCGAAUCAUCAAAAUCUCAUGAAAUAGUCUGUGAAAAGGUUGAAUUUUGCUUGAAUCUUCUACCAUCAAAACAGAUAGAUAUUGGGAUUCUUUUGCGUAACGCGCUGAUUUCGCAUUGUUUGAAUUUCUCCGUCGGGCUCCAGAGUUUCUCAAGAGAUUCCCGAAUUAAAAGGGUUUGAAAUUUGAUCUCAAUGCUUGUAUAGAAAGAAAUCGGAAGAAGUAAUUUGAUUGUGCAAAAUGGAGAACCAGAACAAUUACCCUGCACCUCCAUACCCUUACAAUCCGGCCUACGGCUACGCCGGUGGGCCAGUGCCGCCAAACCAAUACCCUCCACCUAGCCCGUAUCCGCCUCCUAAUCCCGGUGGACAGCCUGCUUAUCCUCCUCUGCCUGCCGGCCCAUACGCGGCCUAUCCGGCAUAUCCUUAUUAUCAGAGCCCCUAUGCCCCUCCGCCUCUGAGUUAUCCAUACCAAAGUGCCCCAACGUCAUCAUUGCCUCCCCCAGCACCCCACCACGCGCCAGAUUAUAGUUCACACGCUUACCCGUAUCAUGGAUAUCCAGCUCCUUCGUCUUCUCCUCCUCCAUCAUCAUCAGCUCCUACUCAGCCUAAUUUUGAGACAUAUGGUAGUUUCAGAUAUGGCUCGUUUCAUUAUCUCCACCAUCAAGCAUCCGGGAGGUUGCAGCCUCCAGAUGCUCACCCCGAAACUCCUCCUAGAGCCCCCAGUGAUCACUCCAGCCAUCACCAUCACCAUCACCAGGGUAGUUUAUUGCCGCCUGUAGGUGAUUCAGCUCACUCAGUUCACUCAGACGAAUGUUCCUCAAGUCACCCUCCACUUUAUCCGCCUAUUGAUGACCACUUGGCAAACAUGCAUUUGUCUGAGAUUCAGACGAGGCCAUCUUCUGUACCAGCUUCCCCUCCGGCCCCUGCAGCUGCCGUUGUUGGUCCUCAAAAGUUUCACUCAGGACCUCUGCCAAUGACUACUACUACUGGAUCUGGGGGUAAACACGGGCAUCAUCACAGAUUUUCAUGGUGGGAGACAUCUUCUUCGGGCAAGAUGGAGUCUCGUCCCAACUCAUCGAGUUAUGAUAAUAAUAAUAUGCAGCUGGUGCCGGUUUCACCUUCUAAAACAUCUCUAAAGGUUUUGCUCUUGCAUGGGAACUUAGAUAUUUGUAUAUAUGAGGCGAAGAACCUCCCAAACAUGGAUAUGUUCCACAAAACAAUAGGGGAUAUGUUUGACAAGUUGCCUGGCAACUUGAGCACCAAGAUUGAAGGGCAACUAAAAAGUAAGAUUACAAGUGAUCCGUACGUCUCCAUAACCGUAGCAGGUGCCACUUUUGCAAGGACUUAUGUUAUAAGCAAUGACGAAAAUCCUGUUUGGAUGCAGAACUUUACAGUUCCGGUAGCUCAUAAUGCUGCUGAAGUGAACUUUGUUGUGAAGGAUAACGAUGUUGUUGGGUCUCAGUAUAUAGGAACGGUGUCUAUUCCAGUUGAGCAUAUAUAUGGAGGAGAGGAAAUUAAGGGAUUUUUCCCAAUCCUUAGUGCUAAUGGAAAGCCUAGCAAAGCUGGAGCCGUCUUGAGUCUUUCGAUACAGUAUACUCCAAUCGAGCAAUUGAGUAUAUACUACAAUGGUAUUGGAGCCGGCCCCGAUUAUAUUGGAGUUCCUCAGACUUAUUUUCCUCUCAGGAGAGGUGGUAGAGUGACUCUUUAUCAAGAUGCUCAUGUACCCGAAGGAUGCCUCCCAAAUCUGACGCUCGGAAACGGCAUGCAAUACGUACACGGGCAAUGUUGGCGCGACAUCUUUGACGCGAUACGCCGUGCUCGACGCCUGAUAUAUAUAACUGGAUGGUCGAUCUGGCACAAAGUUAGACUUAUUAGGGAUGAUAAUUCUCUCUCUGAUUACACAUUGGGCGAACUUCUGAGGUCGAAAUCGCAGGAAGGAGUUAGAGUGCUGCUUCUGAUAUGGGAUGACCCUACAUCAAGAAGCAUAUUGGGAUACAAAACGGAUGGGGUCAUGCAAACUCACGAUGAAGAAACUCGCCGGUUCUUUAAACAUUCUUCUGUUCAAGUGCUGCUUUGUCCUCGAGUGGCUGGAAAGCGUCAUAGCUGGAUGAAGCAGAGGGAAGUUGGAGUCAUUUAUACACACCAUCAAAAAACUGUGAUAGUGGACGCUGAUGCUGGAAAUAACAGAAGAAGAAUAAUUGCUUUUCUAGGAGGACUAGACUUAUGUGACGGGCGUUAUGAUACUCCACGCCAUCCUCUAUUCAGAACACUGCAAACUUCGCAUUCAGAUGAUUAUCACAAUCCGACUUAUGCGGGUAGUACAACCGGUUGUCCAAGAGAACCAUGGCAUGAUUUGCACUGUAAAAUUGAUGGGCCUGCAGCGUACGAUGUCCUGUGUAAUUUCGAGGAGCGAUGGCUGAAGGCUUCAAAGCCUCAUGGCAUAAAAAAGCUGAAGAUUUCGUACGAUGAUGCUUUGCUUCGAAUAGAAAGGAUGCCUGAGAUAUUGGGGUUGACUGAUGCUCCUUGUAUCAGUGAUAAUGACCCUGAAGGUUGGCAUGUGCAGGUGUUCCGUUCCAUCGAUUCAAAUUCUGUCAAAGGCUUCCCAAAGGAUCCUAAAGAUGCUACGCACCGGAACUUGGUUUGCGGGAAGAACGUUCUUAUAGAUAUGAGCAUACACACGGCAUAUGUAAAGGCUAUUCGCUCCGCCCAACAUUUCAUUUACAUUGAGAACCAGUACUUCAUCGGAUCGUCUUACAACUGGAGCCAAUACAAGGAUGUUGGUGCUAAUAAUUUGAUUCCAAUGGAAAUCGCCCUAAAAAUCGCGGAGAAAAUCCGAGCACACGAGAGGUUUGCAGCUUAUAUUGUCAUUCCAAUGUGGCCAGAGGGCAAUCCAACCGGGGCUGCUACACAAAGGAUUUUGUUUUGGCAGCACAAAACAAUGCAAAUGAUGUACGAAACAAUAUACAAAGCGUUGGUCGAGGUGGGGCUCGAGGAUGCUUACACGCCUCAAGAUUACUUAAACUUUUACUGCCUUGGCAACCGCGAGGCUCUUGAUGCAGGCGAGGCCCCCGAUAAUCAACCCGUAGCAAACAAUCCUCAGGGGCUCAGUCGGAAAAGUCGCCGAUUCAUGAUCUAUGUUCACUCAAAAGGUAUGAUAGUUGAUGAUGAGUAUGUAAUCCUGGGGUCUGCAAACAUCAAUCAACGAUCGAUGGAGGGCACUCGAGACACAGAGAUCGCGAUGGGAGCGUAUCAACCUCACCACACCUGGGCAAAAAGACUAUCCAGUCCUCAAGGACAGAUAUAUGGAUACAGGAUGUCUCUAUGGGCAGAGCACGUCGGGUUUUUGGAGGAAUGCUUCACGAGAGCGGAGUCCUUGGAGUGCGUGAGACGUGUAAGGUCGUUGGGGGAGGCUAACUGGGAACAGUAUUCAUCCCCUCAGGUAUCAGAGAUGAGGGGCCACCUAAUAAAAUAUCCGGUGGAGGUCGACCGGAAGGGCAAGGUGAAGCCCCUCCAUGGUUUCGAAACGUUCCCAGAUGUUGGAGGUAACAUUGUGGGAUCAUUCCUUGCCAUACAGGAAAACCUAACCAUAUAAAUUACUUGCUGCUUUCUAACUAAAUUGUUUCAAGGGGAGUGCCAUUCUUUUAACUCUGCAACUGGCUGCUUUGGUUUCUGCAAGGUGAAGCAUUCCCUUUAUUGUUGUUAUAUGUUUUGGGAGUUAAAUAAGUUAUGAAUCUUCUACCAUUUUUGUAAAGCAUUAUGUACAUUGUAGAUUUGGAGUUAUGAUAUAUACAGGUGGAAAUUGGUGAUGA